AUGUUUCUCUACUCACUGAUCCUGCUAGCUUACCACUCCAGCAGAUGGAUACCCAGGAAUAGGAGGCUCAAGUUCCAAAUUGUCAACGCUGUGUUCACCGCCCUUGUUUUGGUCCCUCAGCUGUACGUCAUGACCAGGCCAAAGUCAGCAAGAUAUUGCAAGCAACCUUUACUGAACAAUCUGGCCGCCUCCAUUGCGCUGUCAAUUAUCGCCACAGGUUUUUCGGUAGUCUUCACACUUUUAGAGCCAGUGCCUCAGGGUCUGUGGGCGGCCUGUCAUUUUUUCGGACUGGUGUCCUUUGGACAAGGGAUGUGCGGCGCCAUUUUGACACUCACUGCGGCUUCAUGUGCCACAACUACACCUGAAUUGUAUCACAUGUCUCUUUUUCUCAUGGUGGCAUCCAUUUUGAGCACAGUUGUGCUGGCGGUCAAAGGCGGACUGUGGCUGACAGAAAGGCAGCAACAAUGA
Messenger RNA from Nerophis lumbriciformis (worm pipefish), 468 nucleotides. NCBI's taxonomy places the organism in Eukaryota, Metazoa, Chordata, Actinopteri, Syngnathiformes, Syngnathidae. The record is from RefSeq and is a predicted model, not a curated record.